CGCAGGUUUGGCGUGGUUUACAUGUUCUGUGCGGUCGGAGUCUACGUCUAAGAUACCCCAGCCUCUCGCCAAUUCUGUAGCGUAGCGUUAUCUGAAAGAAGUCGCUUUUGCGCAGUCUCAAGCAGAGGUCCUCCUGAACCUUUGAUAUCUUCUCUCUACAGGCGUGCCGCCCCGAAUCAUCAUGGAGCCCGAGGGCUCUGUUCCCGCUCCUCCAAUCUUCCGAGCGGUUGCCAACUCGACAAGGCCGCUGUAUCAGCUUCUCAAGGCGAUCAACUUCACAAACAAGGUGCAUAUCGAUAUCACAGAGAAUGGCCUGAGGUUUGCGGCCGACCAUGCUCGAGUGAUGCAAGGGGUCGCGCAUUGGAGCAAGAGCCUUUUCACAACCUACACCACCAAUAUUCCUUCAGGCCCCGCCCGGACGUCCCCUUCGGCUGAGGAUUCGGAGAAAGAAGACGAGGCCUCGCCACCAACCUUCCAGAUCUCUCUUCCCGCACUCCUUGAAACGCUCCAGAUCUUCGGCGCUGCCGACGCGGCCGCCCGCCAAGCCAAGGCCGACGCCGACCCCUACCGCAGCAACCUACGCAACUAUCGAUCCGAUGCCUUCUCCAACCACACGCUGGGCAUGGCGGGCACCUGCUCCCUCUCGUACACCCAGGAAGGUGAGCCCUUCAGCAUCGUGCUCGACGAGUCCGGCGUCAGCACCACCUGCAACCUCACCACCUACGUGCCCGAGACACCGGACGACAUCCCCUUUGACAUUGAGGACCUGUCGUUCAAGAUCAUCACCUCGGCUCGCUGGCUGUUGGAUGCCCUCACCGAGCUGGCUCCGACAAGUCCCGAGAAGCUGACGAUCGCCGCGUCGAAGCGGGAGCCCUACCUCCGCUUGACAAGCUCGGGCGGUCCGCUCGGUUCAAGCAACGUCGACUUUGCCAAGGGGCGGGAUCUGCUCGAAACAUUCUCGGUGAGGCAGCGGUGGGUGCAGACGUUCAAGUUCGACAUUAUCAAAUCGGCAAGCGAGGCCAUGCGCAUCGCCAGCAAGGUCAGUCUGCGCGGCGAUGGCCAGGGCGUGUUGAGUAUGCAGUUUAUGGUUGAAGUGGAGGGGUCUGGUCCGAGCUUUCUGGACUUUCGGUUUGUGCCGUAUGCGGUUUGCGAGGAUGAGGGGGAGGAGGGGGAGGAGGGUGAAGGGGAGGAGGGCCCGGAGAUGGAGCGAUAGGCAUUUCCAAGGGGCUGAUCCCGGAUCUCCUGCAUGUGUUCUGCCAACAUUGAUCCAGCCAGGAGUUGUGGCGAUGAAUUCCUACAGCUCGCAGCCGACAGAGACUAGGUAACCAUAGCUGCUGCGCUGUA
Molecule: messenger RNA, 1344 nt
Organism: Chaetomium strumarium
Lineage: Eukaryota; Fungi; Ascomycota; Sordariomycetes; Sordariales; Chaetomiaceae
Product: Rad1/Rec1/Rad17
Exons: 2
Coding region: 182-1213 (343 amino acids)
Biological process (GO): DNA repair; DNA damage checkpoint signaling
Cellular component (GO): checkpoint clamp complex
Source: RefSeq, a predicted model, not a curated record